UCUUUAAUGGCGACCGCUGAUGACGGGUCGCAAAUUGGAACUUGACGUUGUUUAUUGUUUAGGACAUAGUUAUAUAUCGUAAAUUCGUAAACAUGACGGGAAUAUUGCCAACGUACCAACGAUUCGUAAAUGGGGUUCCCGUACCAUCUAUAUCUCGUCGUUCAUUUCGUAUGCGCGAGAAAUACUUAAUUAUUUCUGUACUCUUAACAUUCGGAAUCGUGUGGUUAGGUGCACUCUUCUACUUACCAGAGUUUAAAAGUUCGAUAAGCGUGAACGACAGUGUUUAUGAUGUGUACAGGCGUAUUCAGAAAGCGGGUCCUGAGCUACUCAUGCCACCUCCCCUAGCGCAGAAUGAAGUCGGAGACUUUCCCGUUGUGGGGAUCGUACGUCACGGGGAAGAAGGUGACGAUCCUCACAUUGUGGAAGACAGGAACCGCCUACGAGCUAAGAUCAAUGAGGAUAUGGGGAUGAAAGUGCUAGAGAGACCGCAAUUUGAUGUCGCACCUUCCGUGUCGUCUUCUCGAGGUCCUAGCAAGCCCCCUGUGGAUGCUAUUGAAGAACCAAAUGUCGCAAAUAAUGUGGGCAAAGAUGUGUCUCCCUCAGGAGAAAAAUACUUGGCAGGUGUCAAUAAGUAUGUCUUACCGCUGAUGGACUCUAAUACAGACCCAGAAAUCAGGCACAAACGUGAAACUGUUAAAGAGAUGAUGCGUCACGCAUGGAACAACUACAAGCUGUACGCCUGGGGCAAGAAUGAGCUGAAACCUAUAUCGAAGCGUGCGCAUUUGACGAGUGUUUUCGGCGGCGGAGACCUCGGCGCGACGAUAGUGGACGGCAUGGACACGCUCUACAUCAUGGGCCUGAUGGAGGAGUUCCGGGAGGGGAGGGAGUGGAUCGCUGAACACUUCCGCAUCAACGAAAUCGACUCUGACCUAUCAGUAUUCGAGACGACGAUCCGUUUCGUGGGCGGUCUGCUGUCAUGCUACGCGCUGACCGGUGACACGGUGUUCCGGGAUAAGGCCGCCGAGGUGGCAGACGCUCUGCUGCCGGCGUUCGACACCCCCACUGGCCUGCCGCAUGCACUGAUCAACCCUACUAAUAAGGCGAGCCGUCAGUAUCACUGGGCCGGCUCCAACAGCAUUCUCUCCGAGGUUGGUACGUUGCAUCUCGAAUUCACGUACCUGAGUGACGUCACGGGGAAAGAAGUUUACAGGCAGAAGGCGGCCCGUAUCCGCGAAGUGCUCCACAACAUACAGAAGCCGGACGGCCUCUAUCCGAACUACAUCAACCCACGGAGCGGCCAGUGGGGGCAGAGGCACAUGUCGCUCGGCGCGCUCGGCGACUCGUUCUACGAGUACCUGCUGAAGGCGUGGCUGGUCACCAACAACGAAGACGAACAGGCACGUAUCAUGUUCGACGAGGCAAUGCAGGCGGCGUUGGAUAAGAUGCUGAGGGUUUCGCCGGCGGGAUUGUCGUAUCUAGCCGAGUUGAAGUAUGGGAGGAUAUUUGAAGAGAAGAUGGACCAUUUGUCUUGUUUCGCUGGCGGCAUGUUCGCGCUGGCGUCGACGACGCUGGAGAACUCGCUGUCGGAGCGCUACAUGGACGCGGCGCGCAAGCUGACGCACACCUGCCACGAGAGCUACGCGCGCUCCGACACCAAGCUCGGCCCCGAGGCGUUCAGGUUCUCCGGCGCCAUGGAAGCGCGAGCGAUGAAGAGCAACGAGAAGAUGUACCUGCUGCGGCCGGAGACGUUCGAGAGCUACUUCAUCAUGUGGCGGCUCACCAAGGAGCAGAAGUACCGCGACUGGGCCUGGGAAGCUGUUGAGGCCCUCGAGAAGCACUGCCGCGUGGAGGGCGGGUACACGGGCGUCAUGAACGUGUACCACGCGCAGCCGCAGGGCGACGACGUGCAGCAGAGCUACUUCCUCGCUGAAACGCUCAAGUAUUUAUACCUGAUAUUCGCUGACGACUCACUGCUCUCGCUGGACGAGUGGGUGUUCAACACGGAGGCCCAUCCCUUCCCCGUCAAGGACAAGAACCCGCUGUACCGAGCCGCCGACAAACAGGAGGAUAACCAAGUCUAGACUUGCACUUUGCAAUUACACUUUAACACUUUGAGUUGUGAGUUCACUAAUAAAAAUGUUAUAGGUGUGCGACUGAGU
Messenger RNA from Zerene cesonia (dogface butterfly), 2159 nucleotides. RefSeq names its product mannosyl-oligosaccharide 1,2-alpha-mannosidase IA (gene alpha-Man-Ia). The coding region runs from base 93 to 2081 and encodes 662 amino acids. Gene Ontology annotation, biological process: carbohydrate metabolic process; N-glycan processing. The record is from RefSeq and is a predicted model, not a curated record. The transcript has 11 exons. Gene Ontology annotation, molecular function: calcium ion binding; mannosyl-oligosaccharide 1,2-alpha-mannosidase activity. Lineage: Eukaryota; Metazoa; Arthropoda; Insecta; Lepidoptera; Pieridae. Gene Ontology annotation, cellular component: endoplasmic reticulum; Golgi membrane.